Molecule: messenger RNA, 1667 nt
Organism: Aspergillus sclerotioniger CBS 115572
Lineage: Eukaryota; Fungi; Ascomycota; Eurotiomycetes; Eurotiales; Aspergillaceae
Product: rRNA (cytosine-C5-)-methyltransferase RCM1
Exons: 3
Coding region: 18-1667 (549 amino acids)
Biological process (GO): rRNA base methylation
Cellular component (GO): nucleolus
Molecular function (GO): methyltransferase activity
Source: RefSeq, a predicted model, not a curated record
ACCAUGCAAUAACCACAAUGUCUCUCUACUACGACGCCGUGUCGAUCCUCACGGCCCCUGCCACAGGCGGCUCUUUCAAAUCGCGCAUCUACAAUGCCCGCAACAUCAAGGCCUCACCCGCACAAGUGUACGCCUUGAUCAUCGAAGCUUCAAAAUGGGACAUUCUGCUCAAAGAAGUCAUUGAGGCAGCAGGGAUCCUUAAACUGGAACCAAAGUUAACCCCCCUCCUCUCCCUCCUCCUCGUGCACGACCACCUCCUCACGAAAUCCGGCCUCGCCGCAACCUCCACCCACCCCCUCCGUCUCGCCAUCGAGCGCCACAAAACCCGUCUACGCGGCGAAUUCACCAAAGCGCGCGUCCGCCGCGGCUGCGCCUCCAUCCCAGACCUCAAAGAUGCCAUCCAGAAGGAGAAACUCGCCCUACAAGGUCCCCUCGCAUCCAUCUACCCCCGCUGGGUCCGCGUCAACAACCUCCUCACCACAAUGUCCCACCAACUCACCACCACCUUCUCCGACUACGAAAAAGUCACCUCCCUAACAGACCUCACCAUCCCCGGCCGCAAAACCAUGCUCAUCGACCCCCACGUCCCCGACCUAAUCGCCGUAGCACCCGGAACGGAAUUCAUCUCCUCCCCGGCCUACAAAAACGGCGAAAUCAUCCUCCAAGACAAAGCCAGUUGCUUCCCCGCAUAUCUCCUCAUCGGCGACAACACCUGGACUGGCGGCGGUUUACUAGAUGGCUGCGCCGCACCAGGAAACAAAACAACCCACAUGGCAUCCUUGCUCGCCAAAACCAACACCAAAGGAAAACACCACAUCUACUCAAUGGACCAAUCCCAACUCCGUGCGAAGACCCUCCAGAAAAUGGUUUCCACCGCGGGCGCCAACAAAUCAGUCACCGUCCUCGCCGGACAAGAUUUCCUCGCCCUCGACCCAGAAGACCCCCGCUUCGAAGACGUAGAAGGCCUCCUCCUCGAUCCUAGUUGCUCAGGAAGUGGAAUCAUCGGCCGCGACGAUAUCCCCAAACUAGUCCUCCCUGAAUCCAACCCCACCACAGGUUCUUCUACCUCCUCCGGAGGAGCAAACAAAAAACGCAAACGCAGACCAGACGACGAAGGCACAAACGGCCGCGGAAAACCCACCACCAGCACAACCCAAACCAGCACCCCAUCCGCAACCGACGAAAACGACGUCUCCGUCUCAGGAACAGACACAGACCGACUCCUCAAACUAUCUAACUUGCAGACCCGGAUCGUGGAACACGCGCUGAGUUUCCCGGCCGCGACCCGCGUCACGUAUAGUACGUGCUCGAUCCAUCUGUUGGAGAACGAGGCGGUCGUGUCGCGGAUUCUGGCGUCUAAGGUGGCGAAGAGGAGAGGGUGGAGGGUUCUGAGGAGGGAUGAGCAGCCGGUUGGGAUGAGGAAGUGGAAACAUAGGGGGAUUAGGGUUGAUCGGGGGGUUGAGGGUGGGAAUGGAGCUGGAGAGGAUGGGAAUGGGGCUGGGGCUGGGGCUGGGGUGGAGGUGAGACUGUCUGAUGAGGAGUUGGAGGGUUGUUUGCGGUGUUGGCCCGGGGAUGAAGAGGGGACGGGGGGGGAUGAGGGUAAGGAAGAGGAAGAGGAAGAUGACAAGGAAGAAGAGGAUGACGAGUGGGAGGGAUUCUCAGAUUGA